Macadamia integrifolia is the source of this 2068-nucleotide messenger RNA. Its product is annotated as methyltransferase-like protein 2. Bases 288 to 1565 code for a protein of 425 amino acids. Lineage: Eukaryota; Viridiplantae; Streptophyta; Magnoliopsida; Proteales; Proteaceae. The transcript has 9 exons. Gene Ontology annotation, molecular function: methyltransferase activity; nucleic acid binding. The record is from RefSeq and is a predicted model, not a curated record. Gene Ontology annotation, cellular component: nucleus; RNA N6-methyladenosine methyltransferase complex.
AGGCUGGUCUAGCCGUCUAGGUUUGAAAUCCCCGGGAAAUGUCAGAAUUCGCGCUUAAACCGAUGGUGUAGAUGGAAAGAACAAAGAGAUAAUGUCGCAGAUUAAUAUCAUCGGACGGUCCGGGGUCCGGCGUCCGGCGUAGUUGAAACUUGAAGAUCGAAAUCCCAGUAACCCAGUAACCCAGUUGCACCCGUCCAGUGUAGAACUGCAAGAAUGCGAGUACGUUCUGAUUUCUGAUUUAUAAGAUAGCGAGGUUCAGGAGCAAAGCAGAGCAAACCAUUGAAGAGAUGGAGGAAAGGGAGAUGAACUCCGAGCUUUCUCGGUUUCUAGAAUUCGGCAUUUUUCGACUCCCAAGCUCUAAUGCCAUUUUUAUGGAUCCUGUUCGUGUCCUCAACUCUUCUUAUUCCCGAUUUAGGGUUUCUCCUCGCUCUUACUACUCUCGCUCGUUUGAAUCUAAGACCGGAAGAGAAACUGAGGCUUCCGUAAAUCCGAGAAAACGGAAGCUUAAACAGAGAAAACCAUAUUCUCUCAACGAAAGAGAGCUAAUCGCUGACCAACGUCAUCAGGAAGCAAGGCCUCUGUUGCUAGGUGCAUAUGAAGCUUUUCUCGGAGCUGCUGGUCUUUUAUCGUUUCUGCCCAAUAUGAAGGGUGAUCCGGUCGAAGAUGAACACCUGGUAACGUCCGUUGGAAGGGAGGUUGAACAGUCUUUGCUUGAACUUGGCAGCGUUUGGCAAGCCCCUCUGUAUGAAAUCUCUCUUCAUUUCCGUCGACAAAAUAGGCUCGCUGAAGACGGAGGUUCCCAGAUUGUACAAUAUGCUGAAAGAGAAGUGGUGCCAAUAUUUAAUAACUUCGUUAUUAAUGAGACAAGCGAGGAUGUGGAGGCGGAAUUUCUUGGCAGCUUGUAUAUAAUACCCAGGGAGAGCUGCUUCCACAUGUCUGACUUGAAGCAAAUUCAGAACCUGAUUCCUGCUCAGAGUGAUCAAGGCUUUAACCUUAUAGUCAUUGAUCCACCUUGGGAGAACAAAAGCGCACGCCAGAAAUCAGUGUACCCUACGUUGCCUAAUAGAUACCUUUUGUCCAUUCCUAUUAAGAAACUAACUCAUACAGAAGGAGCACUUGUGGCCUUAUGGGUGACAAAUAGGGAGAAAUUGCGGGUUUUCAUUGAGAAAGAAUUGUUCCCAAUGUGGGGUGUCAGAUAUGCAGCUAUCUUUUACUGGUUGAAGGUGAAAGUGGAUGGAUCCUUGAUCAGUGAUUUAGACCUCUUCCAUCAUAGACCAUAUGAAUGUCUUCUCCUGGGCUACAGUAGUAGUGAGGGAGUGAAUACUGGACAUCAUUCAAUUUUUAAACCUGUACAUGGUAAUGAAGUCAUCAUUAGCAUCCCUGGUGAUUAUUCGAGGAAGCCACCAAUCGGAAAGUUGCUAUUGGAUUAUGUACCAGGGCCAAAGCCUGCUCGGUGUAUUGAACUAUUUGCUAGAGAACUAUUGGCUGGAUGGACUUCAUGGGGUAAUGAACCCCUUCACUUUCAGGAAUCAAGAUAUUUCCUGAGAAAGAAGAUAGAAGAAUAAUGAUUUGUGAAAGGCACCUGACAAUUGGUGCAGAAUCUCUAGAGAGUGGGAAGUUGCCGGCUCCAAAGGCAGUCCUUUGAGGCCAUGCCUCUUUUUUAUGUUGCACAGCCUCUUCUUUUGCUUGAAGUUCACUUUUGGGCACUGUUUUUAAAUUGUCCUGAAGUGGGUGGAAAUGAACAAGGACUGUAGAUAAGAAAAUGGAAUGUGGAAAAAGGAACUGAACUUUACUACAGCAGUUCGGUUGUCUAAGAAAACAAGAUGAAAAGUUGAGACAAAAUAAUUUUCCUGUAUUUGGUUGUCCAGAAACAGAGGGUACACCUUUAUUCUUAUUACCAUUGCUCAGAGAAUUUAUACUAUCAGAUGCUUAAGGCUGAAGCUGAGUUAAUGACUGGGAUACAAGUAGAACAAAAGGAGAAAACAUGAGAAGAUAGUAGGGAGGCAUUUCUGCUUGUGGAUAGACAGAUUGAAAUUAGUUUUCCAAUUAAAAGUUCAUUUUUUUUUUC